This is a messenger RNA of Dioscorea cayenensis subsp. rotundata (Guinea yam), 3126 nucleotides long. RefSeq names its product probable disease resistance protein At1g61190. The transcript is spliced from 3 exons. Bases 65 to 1219 code for a protein of 384 amino acids. Gene Ontology annotation, molecular function: ADP binding. The record is from RefSeq and is a predicted model, not a curated record. NCBI's taxonomy places the organism in Eukaryota, Viridiplantae, Streptophyta, Magnoliopsida, Dioscoreales, Dioscoreaceae.
UAUAUGUGCCAGUACAGAGUUUGUUAGGAGUCUUCUCUAGCUUGUUGAGAUCUAGUAAUAUCUCAUGGCUAUUGAAAUUGCUGCAAUUAACUCUGCCUGUGCAUGCAUGAGGAGCUUGGUUGUGCGUGAUGAUAUAUGCUAUGUUUGUCUGACAGAAGAGAAACUGGUGGAUUUGGCCCGUGAGGAAAAAGUUGUCUUUGCUCUGAGAGAGGAUGUGAAAGUCAAACUCAAAGAGGAAGGAGAAAAGCUGGGUAAAAUCCCCACUCAACAAGUUAAAGAGUGGCUUGAGCAGAGCGAAUGUACAUGGAAUGAGGCAAAAAACUUGGAGAAUGAGUAUCGUGGGAAAUGGCUUGUUAGUGGGUAUUGCAGUAUAAAUUGUUGUUCAAGGUAUAAUAUCAGUAGAAGAGCAGAUCAAAUUUCCAAGAGACUUACAGAGUUGAAGGAAGAAAGAAAAAAUUUUCAAGAUUUGACAAAGAUUCCAGAAAAUAUUGCAAUGAAGAUACCUGUGCGACCAGAUUUAGUAGAGGCUAUAACUUCUCCGUAUGUGAAACAAAUCAGCGACCAUUUAAAAAAUGUAAAAGUCAAUGUUAUUGGUAUAUGUGGAAUGAUUGGUAUAGGCAAGACAACACUCUUGAGGGUGAUCCACAACUCACUUCUGGAUGGUGGUAAUCAUGUCAUUAUGAUUGAAGAUUCACACAAUCUAGAUUUGGAAAAAAUUCAGAAGAAGAUUGCUGAAGAGUUGAAUAUGCCAAAUCAUUCUAAAAGAAACAUUUUGCAUUAUUUGCAAGGUAAAAAAUUUUUAUUUCUUUUAGAUGGCAUAUGCCAAAAAGUGGAUUUUGCAGAAGAAAUUGGAAUUCCUCUGGGUAACAACAAGGUGAUUUUUACUGCUUCAAAUAGAGACAUGUGUUCUGAAAUGAGAGCUCAUCCAAUUGUGGAAAUGAAGUGCCUAGAGGAUGAGGAGGUGGCGUGGCAUGUUUUCAACCAAAAUGCUAAAACUGAGAAUUUAGAAUUUGAUUCAGUGAAUGAUUUGGCUAAGGAAGUUGUACAUAAGUGUGGUGGCUUACCGCUUGCUCUUACACUAUUUGGGCAGGCUAUGUCAAAUAAAAAAACUGUUCAAGAAUGGCAGCAUGUGGUUAAUGAACUGAAUAGGCCGGGCAGCUGUGUUAUUUCAGAAAUGAACACUUUAUGUAAUAAGCUGAAAGUCUGUUAUGAGACUUAAGACACUCCAACCCUGAAGAAGUGCUUUUUGAGUUUCUCAUUGUGGCACAACUAUCCUAUAAUUUACAAAGAAGAUGUUAUCCAAUGCUGGAUGGGGCUUGGAUUUAUUGUUUUUCCCAAGUACAAUCAAGCUUACAAUGAGGGUUGCUAUCUUCUUGGAAGACUAGAGAGCGCAUGCUUACUGGAAGUAGUGGGUGUUGAGGUCAAAUUACAUCACGUGGUACGUCGCAUGGUUCAUUCAAUAGCCUUAGAAAGUGGAACAAGGAUGGGAAAAUGGAUGGUAAGGGAAAACGACUACAGGGAGCUCCAAGUUUAUCCAGAUGAAAUAGAGCAAUGGAAGGAUGCAGAGCGUAUAGCAGUGACAAUGGAUCCUGUGCUAAAAGUUGUGCCGAGAUUAUCUCAUAAUUUCCCCAACCUGGUGAGUUUAAUGCUACAGGGCAAUAGUGCAUUGAUGAGGCUCCCCGAUGACAUUUUCCAACAAAUGAAGAAACUUGAAUACCUGGAUCUGUCAUCCACUGCCAUUGAUCAGAUUCCAGCCGGCAUCAAAGAUGUGGCUAAUCUCCGGUAUCUCAACAUUUCCAGGACUAAGAUUGUGACAUUACCACAUGAGUUGGCACAACUCAAGGAAUUGAAAUUCUUAAUCUGUAGGAAGCUAAAACCCUUUGAAUUGGAAGAGGGUUUGUUAUCCAGCUUGUACAAACUGGGGGUGCUUGAGCUACAACCGUUCGCAUUUGUACCAGCAAAAUAUCUAAGGUCAAGUGCAGGCAGUAUGAAAAGGAUUGGCAUGCUUGUCAAAUCUCUUGUGGUUUUCAAUCUACUAUCAGAAUUGCCAACAUGUUACAUUCAAAUAGAAGAACUGCAUGAAUUAGGAUCCAUUUCUUUUGAAUCCUUGAGUUGCAAGAAUCGUGGAUGCCUUGAAAAAUUAAAACUCACUGCAUGUAAUGAGCUAAAGGAAUUAGUGGUUGAUGGGAAUGAAAGCAACUUCAAGAAGCUACAUUUGUUGGAUCUCAAGAACCUAAACUUGAUUAACUUCAAUGGCGUGGAACCCAGAAGCUAUUUUCAGAAGUUAAGAAAGUUGUAUAUAGCCAAGUGUAAGAAUUUGAAGAAUCUUCCUUGGAUCCUACAUCUCCCUGCACUUGUUACUUUGAAAAUAGAACAGUGUGAAAUUCUGAAGGAAUUUGUCUGUUGAAAGGAUGGAGAAAUACAGCAAGUUUCAGAAUGCUACCCAACUUUCCCCAUGCUAGAAAUUUUGAACAUUGGUUUUUUACCAAAUUUGUUGAGCAUAAGCAAUGAUCCACUCAUUUUUCCAUGCCUUUCAAAUUUAAUUGUUGAAGGUUGUCCGAAAUUAAUAAGGCUCCCUUUUGGCACACACAUUAUUACUAGCAAAUUCAGAAGACUUGACUGUGAAGAAGGCUGGUGGAAUGGGUUAACGUGGGAUGAUGGCCACAACGAUAUCAGAUCUUACAUUGCAACCAAAAUCAAUUUCAAAGAAGCUGGGUCCUCUCAACCAUCUUCUUCCUCCCGCCCACCAGUCCUGACUUCUCCAAGUCCUCGUAUUCAUCCUAUGGACGGCAUACAAUCCUUCUUAGAGCUAAGCAUCAAUAAACCAGCACUUGCUUUAGAAGGGACAAGUACUACAACCAGAGCUUAAUCUCAACUACAAAUUAGUGCAAAUUAAUUGGCCCUCUCAAAAGGCAAUAAUAGUUGGGAAUUGAAAAUCGAACUUAAUUUAUAAAUGAUAUUUAAUGUAUCUAGAGAUUUGAUCAUGUAAUUGGGUCUAGAAUGUUGAAACAUCAAACUUGUGUUUCUGUUUCCAAAGAGUGCUUUGGAAAAAGGAGUUUGGGGUUUAUUAAAGAGUGCUUUGGUAUAAACUAAACUCUUUGUUUUUCAUUAUGGAAUUAUUUGGAC